AAGGGGCUCCGUCUUCCCUUCCCCUCAGCCGCGGCGGGAGGGCGGCCAUGGCCAGUUACACCAAGGCGGCCCAGCAAUGGGCUACUUUUGCCAGAGCCUGGUAUCUCCUAGAUGCGAAGAUGCAGCCACCAGGAAAAAUAGCAGCUGCAACUGUAAUCAGACUUGAAGGCAGGCAUAAACCUAUUUAUCAUGCACUAAGUGACUGCGGAGAUCAUGUUGUCAUAAUUAAUACAAGACAUAUUGCCUUCUCUGGCAACAAAUGGGAACAGAAAGUAUAUUCUUCACAUACUGGCUAUCCUGGUGGUUUCAAACAAGUGACAGCAACUCAGCUCCAUUUAAAGGAUCCAACUGCUAUUGUUAAACUGACUGUUUACAGAAUGCUUCCAAAAAACCUUCAGAGAAGAACUAUGAUGCAGAGGCUGCAUCUGUUCCCAGAAGAUGUUAUUCCAGAAGAUAUACAGAAGAAUCUUCUACAAGAGAUUCCUCAGCCACGUGCAGUCCCCAAGAGGUUAGAUGAAUAUACACCAGAAGAAAUUGCUGCCUUUCCGAAGGUUUGGACUCCAGGGCCCGUUUGCUACAGGGAGGAAGAUCGCUGCAUUUUACAGUGUCUGGAGUUUCUUGGAUGCUGGAAGAGUAACGGUUCAGUUCCAGCAGAACUUACUGCUGGAAUACUGCAGAGCAGCAAGGACAGCAUGAAUUUCAGAGGUGAUACUGUCUGCUAGAUUGCAUCCAGACAGCAAACCGUGUUGGUGGGAAAGGUAUACCUCCAGGAGCUGCGUAAUGAAUGUAGUCAAGUAAUGAACAGAAUGAGGACUACUUUUUCUUAAUAUGUUUAGUCUGCUCUGCACUUAAAUCUCUAGUGUGCUGAAUGACAACAUCAAGGUUGACUCUCCUCACAUUCUAGCUGCUGAAUGGUAUUAAAUAUAUUCCUGAUACUAUUUCAUUCUCGAUAUGGAGAUGUUAAGUGAUUGUCAACAGGAGAGUUGAUAUCCAUGGCAUUCUGUCUGCCUAAGAAAGUAGACGAGCAGAACACUGCUCCAUCUAGGCACAGCUUUUGAAGAUGGCACACUUUGGACUCACAGUGCUCUUGACCAACUAAAACACCCAUUUGGGGCUGUGCAGAGUAUUUUCUUAAGUGGCUCUUCCUCUAUAGGAGUAGGUCUGCUAGCAACCCAACACAGUACAGAUUUUGUUAAAGAGCUUACAGUAAAGGCAGAUCAUGGGGAGAGACUCUUCCUUUCUUCCCCUUCUUAAGCCAAAAUCUGAUUUUGAUUCAAGUCACAGGAACACGCCUUCCUUACUUAAAGAAUGUAUUAAAGAAUGAAGCAGCAACAUUUUUAUUAUGAAAACCAAACGAGGAAGCUGAACUUAAGUGUUGAAUGAUGCAAAAUAAGUCUUAAAAAUUAUUUUGCUUCUGCAAAUUACUUCCCUGAAGUUCAUUAUUGCUUUUCUGCACAGAACACCCUCAAGCCAAAGCUGUUGUGUAAGUAAAUGAAGCACCUGUUGUUUUCUGUAUAGUAGAAGAUGCUGAUAUGGUAUCUAUCUGCCAAAUUUUACAAUGUUUGGUGAGGAAAAUUUGUGUUUUCUAUAUCUGUUAUACAAGUAUCAUAUAGGAAGAAAAACAUUGUUUUAUUUAUAAUCAUAUUUCAUUAUAUGAAAUAAUAGUUUGGUAUCGGACAUUUCUUUGGCAUUCAGAUGGGCUUAUCCCAGGAAAUGUUCCCAUCCAGUGAAUGUGCAGACUUCAUUUCCACGUCAGUAACCACAUUUAGUUAACUGGUAAAAGUAUUUUUAAAAGCAAUAGGUUAAAGUAAAUGUUCUUUUUUGUGGAAGGACAAGGUACAUACAUACACUUCACUGGUAAGAUCUGGGUGGCAUGAGCAGUUCAUCAUGUGCUGAAUACUUCACUGUCAGCAACUUAAGUUUCUUAGGCAGUCUG
This is a messenger RNA of Haliaeetus leucocephalus (bald eagle), 1936 nucleotides long. RefSeq names its product mitochondrial ribosomal protein L13 (gene MRPL13). Gene Ontology annotation, molecular function: mRNA binding; structural constituent of ribosome. The coding region runs from base 48 to 722 and encodes 224 amino acids. Lineage: Eukaryota; Metazoa; Chordata; Aves; Accipitriformes; Accipitridae. The transcript has 7 exons. Gene Ontology annotation, cellular component: ribosome; mitochondrial large ribosomal subunit. Gene Ontology annotation, biological process: negative regulation of translation; translation. The record is from RefSeq and is a predicted model, not a curated record.